Messenger RNA from Macrobrachium nipponense, 3910 nucleotides. Its product is annotated as ribokinase-like. Bases 1 to 702 code for a protein of 233 amino acids. Gene Ontology annotation, molecular function: kinase activity. NCBI's taxonomy places the organism in Eukaryota, Metazoa, Arthropoda, Malacostraca, Decapoda, Palaemonidae. The transcript has 5 exons. The record is from RefSeq and is a predicted model, not a curated record.
AUGAUUACCAAUACGGAUUUGACUCCAUUUGGUUCUCUUGCUUGCGGGGGUUUUCCCAUUUCUGCUGCAAGAGCGCAGUCUAUAGCAUCAUCAUGGAGCGGCCAUGUCCUCACUCUACCAGGUUUCAGCAAACUGAAAUGGAUCCGAUCAUUUAUGGGCAAUACAGAUGCCAGAGACAGAACAGAACCUAAUCCACCGGUCAUAUCGUCUAUGGGGCCCUUAAGUCUAUGCUUCAUUUCAAUUAAUGUGAGAUAUCCAGGAACUAAUAUCAGUGGUGUCAUGAUUCAUGCACGAAACUCAACAUUACCAAAUGGAGUCAAAUCCGUAUUGUUAAAAAUUAAGGCUGAAGUGUUGACCGGCAUUGAAGUGAAAAGUAUCGUAGAUGCUCAGUCUGCUGCUGAGGGACUCCUCUCUCAGGGAUGUAGCAGUGUAAUAAUUACUCUAGGUGGAGAAGGUGCCUUAUACUCCUUCCAAGGACAACAUGAACAUAUACCUGCCGAAAAAGUUACUCCUGUUGACACAACUGGUGCAGGUGAUGCUUUUGUUGGAGCUCUAGCAUAUUAUCUUGCAUAUCAUCCUAGUCUUACUAUGACAGAAAUGAUACAGAGAUCUUGUAAGAUUGCAACAGUGUCUGUUCAGGCUCCUGGAACUCAGAGUAGUUAUCCAAAGAAGGAUGAUUUGCCUGUUGAAUUAUUCUUAUAAGUAGUACUUAAGUAUUUGAUAUUGAAUUGCUUAUCAAUAAGUUCAGAGAGGAGUCAACACUGUUUCCUUCCUAAUACAUUGUUGAUUAUAGUAUAUGAAAUGUUGAAAUUGUUAAGAAAACUUGUGUAGAUUUUAUUAAUAUGAUUUCUCAUCUCAGGGUACCAAGGAUUUGGGUUCUUAGUUAACAAUUGCAUGAUAUACACGAGACAUUUGGAUAUUUUCAUAUUUCUCUUUUAUACAUUUAGAAUCUUGAAGUAUGCUCAGUUGUUUCACUUUUAAUAAUCAGUGUGAUUGUGCUAUAAGUUUAUUUUCCCAUUAUUAUUUAAUUUUUUGGUUGUCAGAUGAGGAUUUCAGAGCUAUACUCAUCUUUACUUAUUUUUAGGGGUGUUUAACUGCCAUUUGGCCAGGUGAUCUGUGCCAGUUUGGCUGUUGUAAGUCCUAUUCACAUAAGAGUAAAGUAAUUUUGACCUUCCAAGGCAUGUGUUUUUGUGAACUUUGAAUAAUAAAAUAGAAAGUUUUACUGGGGCUAAGAGCAUUUUGAAAAAGGUCAUGUCUUUUUUGCAGUUUAAUAGUUAACUUAAAUCCACGUAAUUAGUAAAAACUUAGAGGAAUUGUAAGUUAGAUAUAUAGUCAGUAGUGAGAGGUGGCUAGCUGGUAACAAGUAAAAGUAUUUUUAUCCUAGGAAUGCACUAUGUAGGGGUAUUAAGGUUAACUGGUAUUAGAUGGAUGAGUUUGGUGAACCUUCUUCUCACUGUCAUCAAGUACUUCUGUCACAGUUGGGUUAAGACACCUUGCUGCACUUUGACUUACCUUCAUUUCAAAAAAAAAGUGAACAAGAGGUGAAAUUAAUUAAUUUUCUAUAUUAUAGUGUGCAUUUGACUGUUAAUAUAGAGUAUGCCAUGAUUCUCCAAAUGUUUUUGCAUAAUGCAUAUAUAACAAAUAAAUGUAUAAGUUUUGCUGUACACCUUUAGAAGAUAAGAUAAAGAAGGAGAGAAGUAGAGGUUCAUAGAAAGUUGCAAUAAGGAACACGACAAGUAAAUUAAAGAACUAAAGGUAAAGGAUGCUAGCAUUACGAUGCAGACUAGGCUUAAUAUGUUGGAUCUGAAGGUGAACCUCAAGGAAAAAUACAAGGGUGAUGUAUGGGAUCUUUGCAGAACCAAAGACGACAACACUGGACAUUCACUCUUCCAAAAGGAAUAAAAGAAAUUAAAAAUGAGAACAUAGCCUUAGAGACCCUAAAAUUUUUGAACUAAAAAUUAGGGAAAUGCAUAGGACUAGCAGUAUGGCUUAAGGAGUAUACUAGCUAGGGAAUCACUGGUCAUUCAAGCUAGAGCCUGCACUACCUUCAUAACAGUAAUAGUAAAGGCAAAAGAAAAGUAAGAAAAAAAGUAAAGUAGUAACUUAUUAAUAUUCAGUAUGAAAUUAAUUAAGAGUAGUAGCAUGUAAAUAUUCAAUGGUGAAAAAUUAAAAUGGUAAUAAUAUUAUAAUUUUCAGCAGGUUAUUGGACAAAGACUUAAGAAUGUAAAGGUAUACAACAUUUCACUGGUUAAUUCACAAGGAAUUAUUGUAAUAUUUUUUGCAGGAAAGAGUAAUGGUGUAUGAACACAAACAAGCACUCAAAUUAGUGAAGUCUUAAAAGGAAAGUAAACAGUUAUAAUAAUGACAUUAAAGUCUUAUGUAAGGAAGAAACAGUAAAUAACAAUGAAAUUAGUGUUAAAUAAGAGAAUGAAUAAGAUGAAAAUAAAAAAUGCCCCAUUCUUCAGUUUUGCUGGUCUGCCUCUCUAUCUCUUCAUAGUGCAACUGAGGAGUUUUCUCUCGGUUCCACCUUUAGAUCCUUGUACUACUUCAUAUCUUUUAUUUUUGGGAUCUCUUUAUCUUUCUUUCCUAUCACUCCAACUCCCUUUGUUUGCUGCUCUGACUGGUGAAUGGCAGUGAGCACUCAGGAACCAGGAAUCAUAUAAAAUAGUCUAACCUAAAAGAUUGACUGAUAAGCUUAUACAGGUAGAUGGUAGCUACUAUUUAUUCACUUAAGUUUAAUUCAAAUUUCAUACAUUUUUAUUAUAUUUUAUUAACUUUUUUUGUAAACGUAUAAUUUAAAAGGUCAUAUAAUAGAUAAAUAUUGGUUGAGCCUUAUGUAUAUAAACAUAUGUAUGCUCUUUCUUUUGAAAGUGGCAAGGAGGCACUAAAGAGUAGGAAAUAGUGCUUUGUACAGUCGGCUUACAAAGAAUUGGCGUAGUUUCUUAAUUCAUUGUUUGUUAUGGGAAUAUUGCCAUAUGCAGGUGCCAGAUUAUUUACUUAACAAUAAAUAAUUUUUCCUUUCAAAGGUGCUAUACUUGAAAUGAAUUACAUAAGAAUUGAGUAGACUUAUUCAACGUAUCAAAGAUAAUUAUUUUGCAAAGUAAGGAAAAUAUAUAACGAUGGGUCCACAAAUUCUAACUUUAUUCUUAACUCUAGCUUCUUGACAGCAUAAACGUUUUGAAGUUGGCUUUGCUGCCGCUCGAGUCUUGACCCAACAUAUCCUACUGCACUGGGUUAUUGUCAUUUUGUCUCCCACAGCCAAAAAAUAAUACAUUAAGGUGUCAACAUUCUUUAAUAGCAGUGUUUAAUUAAACUAAUUUUGUCCUUUGAUCAAUAAAAUAAUUUGCAUGACACAUUUAGUGAGCCUAAAUUUGACUUCUGAUUUUCACACAUGAUUAGCCUAGGUCUAUUUUCAGCAGUGUACUCUCUCGGAUACGUAAUGUGAAUGAAUAUUUAAAUCGACAAUAUCUAUAUUAACCUGCUUUAUUUGAUUACCUAUUCCCAUUAUUCUUUUUUUAUUGGCCAUGUUCUCCCUUUUUCUUAUCCUUUUCAUAAUUGCUUAACAAACUUAUCUAUUCAAAGUAAAAAAGCAAUCAUAGAAAAAUCAAACGAAUAUAAUUCAGUCUUUUAUUUUUUAUCGAAUUCCUUGCAUAUCAUCCUGUUUCAUCUGGACAUGUGGAAAGCUGUAGGAGUCAAAACUGACGAAUACAUUAAGAAAGGCUUACUUUCAUAAAAGCUCUCUUGGGUUGAUCUUUCUGUAGCUAUUCAUUUCUUCUAAAUAGAAAUUAAUUAAAAUUAGUUUCACAUGUAUGGCUAGACCUACUACCAUAAGCAUAUUAUAAGUGGCUGAAAAGAUAAGAAAUAUGAAAGGUGACGCUUUCGUUUAAGUCUUUCAGAUUUUUUUUUUUUU